This is a messenger RNA of Closterium sp. Naga37s-1, 1308 nucleotides long. Lineage: Eukaryota; Viridiplantae; Streptophyta; Zygnematophyceae; Desmidiales; Closteriaceae. The record is from the annotation of a GenBank genome assembly.
AUGUUCGGUUCGGUUCGGGUAACUGCCCAGUCGUUACUCGGGCCCACGGUGAACAUCCUCCCGCCAUUCGCGUUUCUCACCAAGGGCACGAAGAAGGAGACAAUGGGGAAGUUCAUGGCGAAGCCAAUGACCCUGUUUCAUUACCAGCGUGGUGUUACCUCGGGAUGUGGCUUGGGGUUGGCGUUCAGAGUCAACUUCACCUUCUCUCUCAUGCCCCAGUUUGGUACUGCUGGGUCCAAUGGCUUUGCACUUGUCAUAGCAGCAAAGCCCAAGGUGGGGAAGCCUGCUGGUGUGGGGUACAGUGGAUUGGGACUUCGGAGCAUAGCCGUUGUCUUUGACACGCUUCCGAAUGAUGUGGGCGAGCAGCACGUGGGGCUGUGCAUCAACGGCACAGAGGAGUGUUUGGUCAAGGAGGUGUCUCCAUUCACACUGACCGAUGGCGACUCAUACAAGGUGUGGGUGGACUAUGAGCCUGGGGAUCCCGGCACCAUUCAAGUGUUCCUGGCCAGUUCGAAUACAAAGCCAGACGAGCCACUGCUGCUGGGGAGGGUGUCGCUGUGUGCGGUCCUGCAGCCGGGAGUGAAGCAGCCGGCAUUCUCGUUUGGGUUCGUUGCGUCCACCACUGUCAAGGCCGUCCUGUUCAAAGAUCAAGCCCUUGGCCUCUCGCUAUCGGAGGACACAUUUGCACCGUCUCGAGGCAGCCCCUUUUCGCGCUACGUGAGUUCGGAUUUCGAGCUCUCGGCCACCAAGAAGGACGCGUGGAGGCUUCGUGACUUCCACACGUGGGACUCUAUGCGUGCUGGGCAUAUGCGGGUGGUGGCGAGUGUGGAGGCGGCAUACGGCAUUGCAAAGCAGCAGAGCGCCCCUCAACUGUCAGUGGAGGCGCUCUUCGCCCUCAUGGGGCUCUCCGACUCCGACAAGUGCUCCGCUGGCGGCUCCCCCACGCAGGCCCUUGAGAAGCUUGUGGCUCUCGAUGCCUCCAGUGGGCUCACAGGGGACAGUGACCCGGCAACAACGUACCCGGUGCAGUCGUUCGAGCGAGCGCGGUUCAAGGGGUAUGUGGGGCUCAUGAUGGCAGUGCAGAACCAGCCAGUGGUGGUUCACAUCCAGGCGUCUGCUGCCACGUUCGUGAUGUAUGAUGGGAACCGCAUUGCUCCUCCGUUUUGGAUUAUUCGCAACUCGUGGGGAGAGGAGUGGGGCGACAAGGGUCACAUACGCAUGGACAUUCAGGGAGGGGAUGGCGUGUGUGGCAUCAACGUGCUGCCUGGCAUCUACCCCGUUGUCAAGAGUGAGGCAUUACCCCGGUAG